AUGGAGAAUAAAACGAGCGAGAGUGGUUCAAGAAAAUAUUCAAUUCCCGAAGAGAUUAUGUGUGAUAUAUUUUCUAGGCUUCCUGUUGAUUCUUUAAUGCGUUUUAAGUGUCUUUCUAAAUUUUAUAAUUCACUUAUAUCUGAUCCAUCUUUUAUAGAUAUUCAUGAAAGUCACUCUAUAUUUCGUCCUCAUAAGAUAAAAAUACUUGCACGUUCAAAAGAUGAAAAUAUCUUUUACACCGUAGAACAACAAGCGGAACAUAAAAAACCCAUUGUUAUUGAGGAGUUUGAUGGUACUAUAUGCCAUAAUUUUCACUAUGUUAAUGGUUUAUUUUGCUUAUGGAGUACAAAAGAGCUUCCCCCUGCUAUUUAUAAUCCUAUUACAGGAAUAGCAGAAUAUCUUCCUUCACCAAGUUUCAUCAAUGAUGACCUUACUCAUAAUUACUAUUCAUUUGGUUUUGAACCAAAUGAAAAAAAGUUCAAAAUUUUGAUGAGCAGUGACCCUCAAAUUAACGGCUCAAGGCAUUGGGUUUUAACUCUUGGCUCAAGCGAAUCAUGGAGAGAGAUUAAAAGUGCACCUUGUUCGUUACUUCAAUUAACAGGUGGAGAAAUUUGCAUCAAAGGAGUUAUCUAUUUUGUAGGGAUUCACAAUAAAAGACGAUGCAUAGUGGCAUUUAACAUUAGGAUGGAGAAUUUUAGAAUUAUUUCAUUGUGGGAUGUAUUUGAUUUUUUUAUGCCAAGAAAAUUUUAUCAUGACUUAGUAGAAGUAGAAGGAAAAUUAGCAAUCAUUGAUCGUUCAAGGUGUAAUAUGGGAGAGAUGGAUUUGAUGGUUUUACAGAGUUGUGAAACUGAAGAAUGGGUGAAGCAUAUCAUUAUAUUUUCCGAUGCACUUUGUUCUAGCUUGAAGACUCUGGAUUUCUUUUGUAGCAGUACACCUGAUGGUGAGAUUGUGUGUAUCUUUGACCGGCGAAAUUUGAUUAUCUUUUAUGAUUUGAAGGAGAAGAGUUGGAGGGAAAUUAAAAUCAAGGAGCUUGCAGACAAAUUGGAGAUCGUUGGUAUCUAUAGUCAGGCAAAUAAUCUUUUACCGUGUAUUUAUUGUUAG
This is a messenger RNA of Solanum stenotomum, 1101 nucleotides long. RefSeq names its product putative F-box protein At1g60370. The coding region runs from base 1 to 1101 and encodes 366 amino acids. Gene Ontology annotation, molecular function: protein binding. The record is from RefSeq and is a predicted model, not a curated record. NCBI's taxonomy places the organism in Eukaryota, Viridiplantae, Streptophyta, Magnoliopsida, Solanales, Solanaceae. The transcript has a single exon.